UAUUCAAACCUCAAUGAUGGACUAAACUGCUAUAGUCUUUGUUGGACCACCACCCCACUACUACUUUCACUCAAAUUUUGAUCAAAUCUCUUGAUUAAAAAGGCUUGUUGAAUCUUUGAAGAGUGAGACAAAAUCACAUAGCCCUUCAAUCCAAUUUCCGCCCAAUUUCCAUGGAGGACUACAACAAAUCAAGGUCUCAUGGAAACAACCAAAUUGUGCAGAUGGAGAGUGGAGGAGCUAGGCCUUAUGAUCUCAGGUUAUACAGUGUUAAUUCCUAUGCAGCAGAAACUCAAAAGGGUCCUAAGGACUUGAAGUUGAAGAAAGGGAAAAGCAAUUCAAGGUCUUCUAUUUCCAAGUCAUGGAGCUUUUCUGAUCCUGAGUUUCAAAGGAAGAAGAGGGUUGCUAGCUAUAAAAUGUAUUCUGUUGAAGGGAAUAUGAGAGGUUCAUGGCAGAAGAGCUUCAGGUGGAUUAAGAAUAGGUACUGGAAGGUAGUUUAUGGCUGGUGGUGAUUUUUAUUCUGUUCUGUAUUUCCUGUUCACAAAUUUGGGCUUUCUGUUCUUGAAAAGAUCAAUUCUAAUUGUAUGUUAAUGGAUUAUGAUCAGUUUUUGCCACGGUAGUUUGUUUAUAAAUAAUUGAUAUUACUUUAUUGGAUUGUGAAGGAUCUAUACUUUGUUAUUCUUGGAUAAAGUAUGUUUAUUUGUAAAUUCUUCUACAAUUUAUUAUGAAGCUAGAAUCAAUUCUGUGAAGAAA
Lotus japonicus is the source of this 750-nucleotide messenger RNA. RefSeq lists its product as uncharacterized. Lineage: Eukaryota; Viridiplantae; Streptophyta; Magnoliopsida; Fabales; Fabaceae. The record is from RefSeq and is a predicted model, not a curated record. The coding region runs from base 171 to 509 and encodes 112 amino acids. The transcript has a single exon.